Molecule: messenger RNA, 351 nt
Organism: Mucor mucedo
Lineage: Eukaryota; Fungi; Mucoromycota; Mucoromycetes; Mucorales; Mucoraceae
Exons: 4
Coding region: 1-351 (116 amino acids)
Source: RefSeq, a predicted model, not a curated record
AUGAGUUGGUCAAUUACAUCCACUAGUUUAGAAAUCAUCAAUGUGACAUGGACCUAUCAUAUUUGUGGACUUCAGCAAAAGCAUUGUGGAAUAUACGUACGGCAAUGUUUUAGUCUUUCAACAAAGAUCUAUGCAGCGGACUGUUGUAUGCGAGCUUUCCUUUUUGCAAUCUGGUUAAUACUUUAUGCUAUUUUCUAUUUUGGAUUUUUGGAUUUUUCACGGACAUUCUUACAUGAAUCAAAUAUGAGUACCUUUUGUGAAGUAGCACAAAACUUGAUCAGUUGGAUCAUGUAUGUUGUAUUCGAGGAGUAUAUACACCACAGUAUUGGUAUACUCCGACGAUUGAAGUAA